Messenger RNA from Osmia bicornis bicornis, 2622 nucleotides. Its product is annotated as prolactin-releasing peptide receptor-like. Gene Ontology annotation, biological process: G protein-coupled receptor signaling pathway. Lineage: Eukaryota; Metazoa; Arthropoda; Insecta; Hymenoptera; Megachilidae. Bases 1169 to 2362 code for a protein of 397 amino acids. The record is from RefSeq and is a predicted model, not a curated record. Gene Ontology annotation, cellular component: plasma membrane; neuron projection. Gene Ontology annotation, molecular function: neuropeptide Y receptor activity; neuropeptide binding. The transcript is spliced from 4 exons.
AUAGGGGAAGGUAUCGUAUCGAACAAUAGUAACAGAGUGAAUGCUUUGAGAAAUAGAAGCACUGGUUUACGAAACCGCGGUGCGAUGGCGAACGCGUGCGCGAAAAAACGGCGGCUCCUCGGCUUAACUUAACCGACAGCGAUUUUCCAUUUUCAGUUGUCGAUAGCGUUCCGUCGCGAACACAACAUCGAAGCAACUCGUGUCGCGUGAUUGUUCAACAAACAGUUGACACAUAGAGAGAGAGAGAGAGAGAGAGAGAAGGGGUCGAUAGAAGCCGGGGAGCUGCAAAGAAAAGUGUUGUACGAAGAAAUAAAGGAAGAGGAAAAAGAGCCGAAAUUGAAAUAUUCAUAAAGCGUUCAUGAAGCUGAAAUCAGAUUUAAUCCAUAAAUUGAUUUGUAUCAACGUUUAUUACCACCGAUAUUCGUUUAUGUACAAUCGGAUCGGAUCGGAGAUUUAUUUGUUAUUAAUUUUCUAUUUCUUUUAUUUAUUUUCACCUAUUUAAUAGUGAUAAUAUAUUCGAAAUUCGAAGAGAAAGGCAAUAACAUGGACUGUGGGAAGAGAUCGAAGCGCGAGACGGUCAACAAGUGGCUGGAAAGCGAGUAUCCGGCUUAAGGUUGCACGUGCUCGUUAAAUUUUCGAGCUACGUUUACUUGAAACUAUUGUUUUCUGUGAAAUUUGACAAGACGAGACGAGACGAGACGAGACGAGACGAGACGAGACGAGACGAGACGAGACGAGACGAGACAAGACAGUUGUACGUAGUAAUAAAGGAAAUAGAAUAGCAAGCGGAGGGGGAAAGAAGAAGAAGUUAUAGGAAGAAAGGAAGGAAAGAAGAUCGGACGAGUGACGAUAACGAGGAUCAGGCGAUCACACGCGUGUAUACCGAGCAUCGUUCUAUUUCGGGGAAAUGUUUUUAACUCGGUAACCUCGAGAAACGCCAGAUUUUACUAUUUUUAAGAGCCAAGUAUUUGAAUUUGAAUGAACCGGAAGAGGAUUCAUUGGUCGUAAGUACAUAGUAGGUAGCAUUAAACGGAACUGAAUGAAAGCCAAUCAACUACAUCAAUAUACAUAUGUAGAAUGAUUAAAGGUGCAAAAGUAUCGUUUGCAAGACCUACCAUUUAUUAACGUCCCUAAAGAAAAGAAAAGAAAAGGGUAAAAGGAAAGCGGAAUGGAUAAUGGUAGCGGUACAUCGAACGAGAGUACGAUGCAAGUUUUGCCAGGGGGUGGUGGUAGCGGUGAUGGUGAUAACAACUAUUGGAAGGAUGUAACAUCGAACCCCAUCGUCCAAUUAAUAUUUUACGCGUUUUACGGAAACAUAUUUGUGCUGGGUGUGUUUGGUAACGCGUUGGUGUGUUUCGUGGUCGCACGAAAUCGUCAGAUGCAGACGGUAACGAAUUUGUUUAUCACGAAUUUGGCAUUGAGCGACGUGCUGCUUUGCGUGUUAGCGGUCCCGUUUACGCCUUUGUAUACUUUUCUCGGCGGUUGGAUAUUCGGCCGGACUCUUUGUCACUUGGUGCCGUACGCACAAGGCGUUAGCGUGUACGUGAGCACAUUGACGUUGACCAGCAUCGCGAUCGAUCGGUUCGUCGUGAUCGUGUAUCCUUUCCAUCCUCGCACCAGACUCGAGGUUUGUCUGUCGGUGAUCCUCGGUAUCUGGAUAAUCGCUUUGACGGUUACUCUACCGUAUGGAUUGUACAUGCAUCUCGAGGAGCCGGAAACUUAUUGCGAGGAACACUGGCCGAACGAAAGAUUUCGCAAAGUAUUUAGUUCUUUGACGACGAUACUUCAGUUCGUCCUACCUUUCUUCGUGAUCGUCUUUUGCUAUACCUGCGUGUCGAUCAAGCUGAACGAUCGAGCCAGAUCGAAACCCGGUAAUAAAACCGGGAAGAGGGAACAGGCGGACAGAGAAAGGAAGAAACGAACGAACGGAAUGUUAAUCGCCAUGGUCACCGUAUUUGGUAUCUCUUGGCUACCGCUGAACGUCGUCAACGUUAUCGACGACUUUUAUUCCCCGGCCAACGAUUGGUCCUAUUACAGGCUUUGCUUUUUCAUGGCCCACUGCCUAGCCAUGAGCAGCACCUGUUACAAUCCUUUUCUUUACGCUUGGCUCAACGAUAACUUUCGCAAAGAGUUUAAGCAAGUGCUUCCGUGUUUUUCGAAAAGAAAAUCCCAGGGACACGGUGUAGCAGCGGCCGCCGAAGAAGAAUUGCAGCUUGAUAAAGCGCCUAACGGAAAUAACACGCUGCAAGAAUCCUUGUUACCGAGUCAAACUCGAAUCCGAAUUUCAACUCCGGACAACUGCGAGUUGAUCGUUCUCGAACCGACCACGACCAACGCCUCGAGAAAUCUCGACGAGCAAUAGGCAGUUGUGUUUUUCAUGGAACUUGAUGGAGCGCUCCUUGAGACUCUAUUCUUGCAGUGUAACUUCCAUCGAACGUACUUACAGUAUAUACAUAAUCGCAAACUGCAAUCGAAUGCAAAAGAUAGAUAUGAAAUUUUCUAUGAUAAAAGAACUACUGACGAUAAGGAAAUUGUUGUCUUACCGAUCGACGUACAACGUGUAUUUUACAACAUAUGUUAUGUAUAUGUAUGUAUGUUAUAAUAUACAUAUACAUAUACAUA